AUCUAUGAACAAACUCUGGAGGAAAACGCUAGCUCUGAACCGGACAUCUAUCGAUCCAUCGACUGUCGAACUGUUGCUAGGCGUACACCGAUAAAUAUGCCGUUUCUCGAUUUGCAGAGCAAUUUACCAGCGAGUUCUUUCCACGAAGAGUUCCUGAAAAAGCUGUGUUCAUUUGCUGCGGGUGUUUUGGGAAAGCCUGAUGAUAGAAUGAACUUGAUGGUGAAGCCAGGGUUACCAAUGUGGAUAGCAGGCUCAGGCUCUCCCUGCGUGGUGCUAUCGAUUUCUGCUAUUGGGGUAACAGACACUGCUGACAAGAAUAAGGAGCACAGUGCUAAGCUCUUUGGGUUUCUGACUAAAGAGCUUCCUCUAACUGAAGACAGGAUUGUUCUUCAGUUCCACAAUUUGGAGCCUCACCAGGUUGGGAAGAAGGGAACAGUGAUGAGCUUCCUGUAAAACAUUCCAAAAAAAUGUGUAGAAAAAAAAAUAAAGUUUCAAACAUCUUUAAAUUUCCAGAGUUUUACUUCUUUUUUU
Molecule: messenger RNA, 531 nt
Organism: Corythoichthys intestinalis (scribbled pipefish)
Lineage: Eukaryota; Metazoa; Chordata; Actinopteri; Syngnathiformes; Syngnathidae
Gene: ddt
Product: D-dopachrome tautomerase
Exons: 3
Coding region: 97-453 (118 amino acids)
Molecular function (GO): phenylpyruvate tautomerase activity
Source: RefSeq, a predicted model, not a curated record